Anthonomus grandis grandis is the source of this 3257-nucleotide messenger RNA. RefSeq names its product dual specificity protein phosphatase 10-like. Gene Ontology annotation, cellular component: cytosol; cytoplasm. The transcript has 5 exons. The record is from RefSeq and is a predicted model, not a curated record. Gene Ontology annotation, molecular function: MAP kinase tyrosine/serine/threonine phosphatase activity; protein tyrosine/threonine phosphatase activity. Bases 395 to 1579 code for a protein of 394 amino acids. Lineage: Eukaryota; Metazoa; Arthropoda; Insecta; Coleoptera; Curculionidae. Gene Ontology annotation, biological process: protein dephosphorylation; negative regulation of MAPK cascade.
CUGAAUUGAAUGGAUGGGCCUGUGUUUGGAUGACUCAUUCUGAUAUCAUUCUGUCUCCGCACUCUCCGCAUACCACAUAUGAGGAGUUCAAGAUUAGCACUCAUAGUUGUGUAUAGCAUGUCGUUUUAAAACUCGGUUAUUUGUUUCCUAUCGAUAAGUUUUUAUAUCACGGGAUGUAGAAAAGUAGCCUUAUGUUAGGCCUUUGUAAAUGUUUAUUUACGUUUACUUAAGGGACAAUGAUUAAAUACCAUGAGUGAGAAAAGUGUAUAGUGUUUACAUUAUUGUAACAUGGAUAUUUAGAAGAGGUCAGCUUAGCCAUUUCUUAUCCUUAUUCAGGCUUCCCGAAUUAGCCUGUGACGCGGAUAGCUGUAGCGGCGUACGUCACCAUAUCAAUAUGUCCGUCUGCCUCGACAGUAGUCGACCGCGAAACGGUUUAAAGCUUCCUCUCGAUAGAAGCUUAAGUGAACCUGGACCGUCUCCCCCUUUUAACCAUUUACUCCCUACGAAACGUACCAAACUGGAGCCCCACUGCAUUAGCCUUCCUUCAAGCCCAUGCGCAGAAUCUGUACAGCGUAAUCACGUUCUUAACAAUGUGAAAACAAUGGAACCAGAAGCACUUAAAGCAAAAUUGGAAGAUCCAAGAGGAAAAAACUUUAUCCUUAUGGAUUGUCGACCGUUUAUGAGUUAUAAUUUAAAUCACAUCAGUGGGGCUAUAAACGUAAAUUGUUCAGAUCGCUUUAACAGAAGAAGGUUACAACAAGGGAAGGCUAGCUUAGCGGAUCUUGCAACUACAAGGGAGGGAAAGGAGGUGCUAAAAAAACGGUCAUUUAAAGAGGUGAUUAUAUACGACGACUCCACUAGUGAAAAGGACCGGAUAACUUUGGGACAUCCGUUGCUCUUGAUUCUGGUAUCUUUAGUGGAAGAUCAUAAGCAGCCAUUACUUUUGAUUGGAGGUCAUAGGGAGUUUCAUAAGAAGCACAAAGAAUUAUGUGAACAUACUUUAACUCAAGGACCUACGAUUCGAGGUCUAUCGCCUUCAGCCUCUUGCCCCUCUUUAGCCGAUGUAGAUUCUUAUCCAGCCUCCAAAGUUCUUCCUUUUUUGUACCUUGGUAAUAGUAAGGAUGCAGCCGACCUUUCUUGUCUUCAAGGACUGGGUACCACCUGUGUUUUAAACGUGACGUCACAGCUGCCGGGUUACCACGAAAAAUGCGGCAUUACAUACAAACAGAUACCCGCCACAGAUUCCGGUCAUCAAAAUCUAAAGCAGUAUUUUGAGGAGGCUUUCGAAUUUAUCGAACAGGCGAGAAAAAACGGUUCAAGGGUCCUAGUACAUUGCCAGGCGGGCAUCUCAAGAAGUGCAACAAUUGCAAUUGCUUAUAUAAUGAAGUACAAACAAAUGUCAAUGUGGGAGGCUUACAGAAAAGUAAAAGAAGUACGGCCGAUCAUUUCUCCGAACCUUAACUUCAUGGGUCAACUUUUGGAGUUGGAGCAAAGUUUACGAAGUGAUAGCAGUAGCAAUUUACAUUGUAGGUGGAGCCAGCAGGCUACAGACGAAGUCACGCAAGGGUGCAGUGUAUGAGUUUCAGUUUGAUUGACAUUUAUGAAGUUGAAUAAGAGUUAAAUAUAGUCACCUAUGAUCGCCAUAGAGUUCCAUUCUAGUCGUUUUAAUAUUGGAGAAAGGCUGUGUACCAUUAAAGAUAUUUCAUGUUUUAAAUGUAAAUAUUUGCCGUAUAGUUAUGAUAAGAAUUGUGUUAUCGGUUUGUAAUUUAGUUCUAUCUUUAUUAGACUCUAUUUAAACAGAUCCUAGUGAUAAGACACUCUCUGACCUCAUGAGAUAUGGUGAGGUUUGUAUAGACUGUGCUUUGUUAAAAAUUUGGUUUGAGAUAUAAAUAUAUCAUUUACUACAAAUUUUACUUUGUCACAAACAACUGUGGCCAGUUUUUUGAAGUAGCGGAAUAGAUAACUAUAGAAAAAAUAAAUUUAGCAGCAGUGUGAUUAUGUUAUUUUGUUUGGCAGUACAUUGUACAAUACGUGUAUUUUUUUCUUCAAUGUUAAGGGAAAUUUUACACAUAUUUCAUUUAUAGUUGUUUCUUUUGUUUGCUGCUGAAAAUAUCUUACGCUAUAUUUUUUAAUGAGGAACAUAUUGAUUUAUGUCUCUAUAUAUGUACACUUAAGAUCCAAAAAGUAUAGGGAAAUCGGAAAUGGUUAAGGUUAACGAGACAAUGAUUUCGUAGUUUACUGGUAAAAAACGAUCAAUUCAAAAUUUAAAAUAAUUCUGAUAUUCGGAAAGAAGCGUAUAAAAAUCCUUAAAAAGAAUAUCUUUAACAACGAUAGCGAGAAAGAAUACCUAGGAUUUGUAAUUUCCUUUUUGAUUUUUUAAAGAUGGAUUUUACUUUUACAAGAAGAUAAAAUUAAAAGCCAGAACAAACUGUAUAAAAAUAAAAUUUCUUUUGUUGAAAUAAAAAUAAAUUUUGCAACAAAGGUCGGAUAUAAAUAAUGUAAAACGGUUUUUUCCGAAUAUUGUUUCGGGCUUUUAUAAAUAUCAAAAAUGUAAAGAAUAACCAGUUAUUUUUGCAAAAUGGUCUAUUGUGUAUGGUUUCGUACUUAUUUAUAUUAAUACAGGCAGCAAAUGAAAAGUGUUUUUUAGAUAUUAUAAUCUUUAUUAUUAUUCAAAUUGCCAUAUUUAAUUUAUAAUCCUUUUUAUUAGUUUUGGUAAUUGUAGAAAAGUUCAGAUUGAUUUGUUUGUAUUAUAAGAAGGAGGCACUUUAAUCAAGGUUUGAAAUUUGUGAUUUAAACUAUAUAUUUAGUCAAAUAUUAAGGCUAUUUACUAGAACAUCCUUAUGUGUCAUUUUCACGUUCGAGUUAAAAAUAUAUAGAUAAUGAAUUUAAAUGUUUGGUAGUGUUCAGCUGCUUUAAUAAAUUUUGAUGUAAAGGGUAAAAAAGUACAAAAGCUUGGUUGAGCUAGACACGAGCAUUAUUAUAUAAACCUAAUACUCUCCCUAUGAUUAUUUUUUAUUCUAAAAUACCACAUUGCCUGUAGUCAAAUUUCAACAAAUGCACUGCAAUAGAUCCUAAAGCAAGGUAAAAUGGGCGGGUUUAGGUUAAGGCUAAUUAAUAGCCACUUUAUCGCAUAAAAUUUGUGCCUUUACAAAGUUUUCUUUGUAUAGAUAGACAUUGUAUGGAGUUCAGACUGUGAAAUUGUAUAACUAUUUGUAAAUCACAAGACUUAAAUAAUCUUAAUAUAAAAUAGAUGUUGA